AUGUCCAAGCUCGUCGUCUUCGGUGCUACCGGCCAACAAGGCCACGCCAUCACCACCACCAUCCUCUCCCACCCAACUCUCUCCAAGAAGUACUCUCUCCGGGGAAUAACCCGCGACGCCAGCAAGCCAAAGCCCCAAGCACUCACAAACAAGGGCGUCGAAAUAACCGAAGCAAACCUCGAUGACCCCUCUACCCUCCCCGCCGCAGUGCAAAACGCCCACACCGUCAUCCUCAUCACAGAAACGCAAUACGUGGCUGACCUAAAGGCCCGCGAAACAAGACAGGCAAAGGCCGUGGCAGACGCUGCCGUCGCCGCUGGCGUGAAAUUCUUCAUCUUCAGCACUGCCGUGCACUGCAUCGAUCUCUGGAAUGGAGGCCCCGUGGACCAAUUCGACGUUAAAGCCGAGAUUGAGAGAUAUCUCCGCACUCUCCCAUUCAAACUUGGCACUGCGUAUAUCGCCCCUGGGAUGUUCAUGCAGAAUCUGGCGACUGUCAUGGCGCCGAGAAGGCAAGAGGAUGGGUCUUUUGCUAUUGUCGGGAUUAAUCAUCCGAGUACUAAGAUCCCAAUGAUUGACUCGGCGGGGGAUUCGGGGGCGUAUCUUGUUCCCUUCCUGGAAGAUCCAGAGGGGAGUAAUGGGAAGACUGUCUAUGCGUCGUCGACGAUGCACUCGCUUGAUGAGAUGGCCGGGAUUAUCUCCAAGGCUUCAGGGGAGAGUGUGAAGUAUGUGCAGAUUCCGAAGAGUGUAUAUCAGGGAUUUAUGAGUGAGGAGCAGGGGGGACGGAUGGUUGCGAUGAUGAGUUUCUUUGAUGGGCCGGGGUAUUAUGGAGAGGGGACUGCAGAGAAGGUUGCUGAAGCGGUGGAUCUGGUGAAGAAUUCUGGUGGGAAAUUAUCGAGCUUUGAGGAGUUUGCGGAGAAGAACUUGAAGACUUUGUAG
This is a messenger RNA of Aspergillus versicolor CBS 583.65, 936 nucleotides long. RefSeq lists its product as uncharacterized. NCBI's taxonomy places the organism in Eukaryota, Fungi, Ascomycota, Eurotiomycetes, Eurotiales, Aspergillaceae. The record is from RefSeq and is a predicted model, not a curated record. Bases 1 to 936 code for a protein of 311 amino acids. The transcript has a single exon.